Lymnaea stagnalis (great pond snail) is the source of this 168-nucleotide messenger RNA. The record is from the annotation of a GenBank genome assembly. NCBI's taxonomy places the organism in Eukaryota, Metazoa, Mollusca, Gastropoda, Lymnaeidae.
GAUCCAAUUGAUGAAAUAAAGCAACAUUGUGGGGAGAAAGAAGAGUGUGUCAAGUUAAAGCAGAGAUUAGAUGAAUGUACAGCUCGUGUAGAAAGCCGGUCCAAGACUUCAGAGACAUGUGCUGAAGAACUAAUAGAUUUCAUGCAUUGCAUUGAUCAUUGUGUAAGU